Messenger RNA from Sphaeramia orbicularis (orbiculate cardinalfish), 3696 nucleotides. RefSeq names its product leucine rich repeat containing 38a (gene lrrc38a). The coding region runs from base 342 to 1217 and encodes 291 amino acids. Gene Ontology annotation, cellular component: voltage-gated potassium channel complex. Gene Ontology annotation, molecular function: potassium channel activator activity; transmembrane transporter binding; voltage-gated potassium channel activity. The transcript has 2 exons. NCBI's taxonomy places the organism in Eukaryota, Metazoa, Chordata, Actinopteri, Kurtiformes, Apogonidae. The record is from RefSeq and is a predicted model, not a curated record.
UCCUCGCUCUCUUGGAUGCUCUGCCUUUUGCUCCUCCCUCUCUUCCCUCAAAGCCAGCAGGCUGCUAUUUGAUCCACACGGCUUGUUACAUGAUCUCCUGGAAAACAACACUUUUAACAUCGCACGAUGGCUUUUCGGUGUAUCCUUGCUUUGCAGUGCUGAGAACAUGAAAGGAUGCCAGCGGCAGGAAAGUGAAACAUCAUUAUCUGACUGCCCUUCCCCUUCCCCUGCUGUGAUUUCAACCUAUGUAUCUGUUCCUCCCCCCGACCCCCUUUUCUUUGUAGCCCUUGUCAGAACCCUGUCACCCCCAUCUCCUGAUUAACAUUGUCCACCCCUUGACAAUGUUACCAUGGAUUAACCUGCUGCAGCCAUUCCUUGCCUUGAUCUCCUCCACCUUGCUUACUCAGGGCCAAAACUGCCCAUCCAGCUGUUUGUGUCCAGACCACCACACUGUGGACUGCACUGGAAAAGGUCUGACCCACGUGCCGGACUCAAUCCCUUUGGACGUUCGCCGUCUUCUGCUCUCCAACAACUGGAUCCCCUGGAUCCCCUCUGACUUCUUGGUUCUCUACAGUGACCUGGUCUACCUGGAUCUGAGGAAUAACUCCCUGUCACUGCUGGAACCAGGGACCCUUAGCACCUCCUCCAGAUUGGUGUUUUUGGACCUGGGGAGCAACAAUCUGACAGAAAUCCCCUCUGGGACAUUUGGGGAGUCUAGAAGUCUAAUUAAAUUGCGACUGGGGAACAACCCACACUUAACCAUGAUGGGUAAGGAUGCUUUCAUAGGACUGACAUCUCUGAGGGAGUUAGAGCUGGAGCGGAAUGGUUUCACAGAGCUGGACGUCAGUGUCUUGGAACCACUGCCCUCUCUUCGGAAACUACGCUUGGAGGGCAACCCCUGGCUUUGCAACUGCCACUUUGCUAAACUGUUUGUAUGGCUGACUGAGAACCGUCACAAGCUCCCAACGGGUAUGGAGGGGAUUGAGUGCUCCCUGCCUCUGAACGGACGUCGCAUCCCCCUCAGUUUACUCUCUGAGGACAGUUUCCGGGAGUGUCGUGGUACCCUCACCCUCACCGACUACCUCAUUGUUAUCUUCUCUGGCAUCUCUGUCUCUGUGGCAGCCAUCAUGGCCAGUUUCUUCCUGGCAUCCACGGUGCACUGUUUCCAACGCUUCAGCAAAGGCAGCAAAGGAGAUGAUGACGACGGGAGUGACUGAUGGAAGUGGCGAACAAUAAAAGGAUUUUUUUUUAUCAAAUGACAUUUUCUUAUAAAAACUUACUCUAAGAGCCUAGUAUCCCAAAGGUGGACAAAACAAAAAGGUGAGAAGAGGUACUUGGAUGAAUGAAAAGAAGAAAACUCUAAUCACGUCAACACCUGAAGCUCUUUGAGAAAUGACACACAUCUUGUAUCAUGUUGAAAUUAUGUUUAAUUUGUUAAAUAUAGCAGUUUAUGUAUCUGGAAACAAUAAUUACUGUUGAAAUAAGCUAAUGCCACAGACAUUGAUCAGUAUGAUCAUUUUAAAGAAAUUGAAAACUCUGCUUGAUUUCAGUCACAUUCUAUCAGAAAACUUCAACUGGCAAUAACGGUGGAAUCACUCAGACAUGACACUGACUCUAGAAAGUCCAAGAGUACAUUUGAGAACAAACCCUUCAUUUAUGACCACCACAGAGGGAUGGACUACAUAUGUGUUUUUUAUUGGAAAAGUGUGAAAAUGGUUUUACAACUCCAGGAAAGCUAUUAUGACAUUAUACGAUUUUUUUUUUCUUCAACUGUGACAAUCAUGAGUUACAUAGUGGAAUUACGCUGUUCCAUUUAAAAUUACCAGGAAUGUAUGAAUGCAUAUCUGAAUGGCCAACAAGGUGUGUUGCUGGAAGAUAAGAUAUUAUGUUAGUUUUUUGCUUGACAAACUCUUUGUUUUCUUUUCCUUCAUCUCCCUGUGUUGAAUCCAUGCUGUAUUGCCUUACAAACCCCGUUCAUAUGAAUAAGAGGUCUGCAAGUUUUCAUUGCAGAGCUGGAGUCACCCUUAAAACAGCCUUAAUCCUCCCAUUUUGUUGACGAACAGACAACUCACCACCCCUGGUUGACGUACAUAGUAUCUUACUUUGGCUUUGGCCUGGGUACUGUGUAGAUAAAACAGUCUGUGUAAAUCAGUAUUAAACCACUGUAUAUGAUUAACUUCAUCAUGUUUACAUACAAGCUCAAGACUGCUUUGUGUUCCAUCCAUCCAACGUCACAUAGCAUGUUUUAAAUGUUCAGUCUUUAGAAUGUGCAUGUGUUUACUUUAAAGAGACAAUACUAAAGAACCCGAGAGCAAGUGUUAGGAUUUUAAUGAAAAAUCCAACCUGCAACCUCUACAUUGAAACCAGUGUAAUGUGGCUUUUAUCAUAGAUGUAGACAAUGGAGGCAAAUAAGUAAGAAAUUAAGUAGUGGAGUUAGCUAAUGUCAAUAAACCACCAACCAUCAGUAUGAAACAGACGCCAAUGGAAACAGUCACCGGAAAAAUUAUGACAGAUAUGAGCAGAAAAUUGUUUUUUUGUUUUGUUUUGGGUUUUUUUCAGCCUUUUCACACCAGUUCAGUCUGAUUAUCAAACAGUCUGAGAUGUGUUUGCUAACCACAUCGGUAUUGUUUAUUUGCAUUGUAUUGUUAUUAUUGUGGGGCUUAAGCACCAUUAUGCCUGACUCCAGUUCAGGCUAAAGGUAAGUAUUCAUAUUAAUAUUUUUUAUACAUUUCCAAUUGUUUUCUGAAAAUCUUUGCUUAAUGUAAAUUUUUUUUUUUCUACUUAAGUCAUCAUUAGUCAAUUCACUGUAAUCGUUCAAGCAACAAUAGAAUCAUAACAACAAAAAUGGUAGCAGAGGAUUUGAGGUCCCCGUCACUACCUGAUUUGUGCCAGAAACCAUAUUUGUUUGAAGCAUUGUGCAAAAAUGUUAAUUCUGUUCUUAACAAAACUGCAUAUGAAUAUUGUUUUUAAUAUGACACUAGUUACAAUAGUGGUCUUAAUAUAAGUAUUUUCCAGCUAUUGAAUCUCCUAAUAUGCUGGUGAACUAACAGCAGCUAACAUUAGAAACAAGCUAACCACAGUUUAUCAAUUCAGUUAGACUGACUGCAAAUUACACAGUUGGAGUUUCUAAAACCAGAAAUAUUCAUGUCUUUUAAGAAAUAAUGCAUUAGUGGAAAGCCCAAUUCAUUUAAUUAAUAUGAUUAGUUAAACAAAUAAAGCAAAAAACCUAUUUCAUAAGUAUUGUAUAUUUUCACACUAAAUAUAAUAAGAAAUAAUUGGAAUGUUCUACUUCAUUACAAGUAAAAACAAAUACAAAACAUUUUAUUCAGGUUUAUUAAAUUUCAGAUGUUUUAUUUUGAAAGAUUUAAUGUUUUGUGUAGAAUAAAUUGAGUUCCUGGUAUGGUUCAGGUAGUGAUGCUCAGUCCUUGAAGAGCCUUACCUAAGACAAGACAACCACUGAUGAACAAUUUUAUCAUGAUCUUUUAACCUACAGCAGAUUUUAUAUGUAGCAAGGAUCACAAGAGGGCUGAUUAAAGUCUUUAUUUCAUUAUUAAGAGCUGCUUUUGUUGUGUUUUGUGGAUUAUAUACUCUCAGGUGGUUCAACACAGCAUGGUUUUAUCAAGACCCAAAGUGCUCAAAACUAAAGAGGAAUUCAUGAAAUAGCAACUUCAUGUGAAAAAAUAUUAACAAAAUGUA